Molecule: messenger RNA, 2706 nt
Organism: Spodoptera frugiperda (fall armyworm)
Lineage: Eukaryota; Metazoa; Arthropoda; Insecta; Lepidoptera; Noctuidae
Product: ribosome biogenesis protein BOP1 homolog
Exons: 12
Coding region: 113-2584 (823 amino acids)
Biological process (GO): ribosome biogenesis; maturation of LSU-rRNA from tricistronic rRNA transcript (SSU-rRNA, 5.8S rRNA, LSU-rRNA)
Cellular component (GO): preribosome, large subunit precursor; PeBoW complex
Molecular function (GO): protein binding; ribonucleoprotein complex binding
Source: RefSeq, a predicted model, not a curated record
CGAGAAGUCUGCUUAGUUUGCUAUGGUUAUGAGUGUGGAAGUCAUAAACACGUGUGGUUAUUUUGAAGUUAGUGAUUAGGUACAGUGAGGCUUGUCCAGUAAUUUUAUCAGAAUGCCGCCUUUCAGAAAAGGUUUAUUGAAAAGGAAAGUUGAUGCUGAAAAUUUGGAGCAAAAUGAACGUGUGAACACAUUUAAUCAGGCAGAGGAUUCAGAACAAGAAGAUUUAAUAACUGGAGAAGUGGAUGCUGCGAGUGACACAACAGAUUCCGAGCAUGAAGACGAAACAGAAGUCCCUUCUGAUCAUGAGAGAGAUGAGGUUUUGUUCAAUGACAGUGCUGACUCAACAUUUGGGGAUGACGAACAAGCGGAUGAUGCUUCAGGUUCAUCAUCAGAUAUCACAGACUCUGAGGAUGAUGGAGAGUCUGAGGAGGGGGACGACUCAGACAGCGAGGCAGACAGCGGAGCGGAGUCCGGCCCUGCGCCGGCCUCCGGCGACAGCGGCUCGGACGAGGACCGGUCCACGGCGCGCCCGGCCGGACGAGUCAAGAUAAAACCGGACGCCGCCAGCCACCACACGGACACGAGCAUCGACAGACUUGCCGACAGUGUUCACAAAGCUAGUGUAAACACACAACCCGUCACACAAAGAGACGAGUACUCGUCGGGCGACACGUCGGACGAGGAGGACCGCCGCAACACGGUGGGGGACGUGCCCCUCUGGUGGUACCGCGAGUACCCGCACGUGGGCUACGACCUGGACGGCCGCCGCAUCAUCAAGCCGCCGCAGCGCGACCAGAUCGACGAGUUCCUCAAGAAAUGUGAAGAUCCGGAGUUCUGGCGCACGGUGCGCGACCCCAACACGGGGCAGGACGUGGUGCUGAGCGCGCAGGACCUGGAGCUGCUGCGGCGCGUGCGGGCCGGGCUCGUGCCCGACGCCGCGCACGACGAGUACGCGCCCUGGGUCGACUGGUUCAGCCGCGACGUGCUGGCCACGCCGCUGCGCGCCUUCCCCGAGCACAAGCGCUCGUUCCUGCCGUCGCGGGACGAGGCGCGCGCCGUGGGCCGCCUCGUGCACGCGCUGCGCAUGGGCUGGGCCAAGACGCGGCGCCAGCUGGCCGACGAGCGCCGCCAGCGCCGCCAGCGCGCCUUCUACGACCUGUGGGGCGCCGGCGCCGCCGAGCCGCGCGGCCUGCAGCGCCACAUCCCCGCGCCGCGCCGCCCGCCGCCCGGACACGCCGAGAGCUACAACCCGCCGCCCGAGUACUUGCUGGACGCGCAGGAGCUGAAGGAGUGGAACAAGCUGAGCGAGACGCCGUGGAAGCGCAAGUACACGUUCCUGCCGACGCGGCACGCCAGCCUGCGCGCCGUGCCCGCGUACGAGCGCUUCACGCGCGAGCGGUUCCUGCGCUGCCUCGACCUGUACCUGGCGCCGCGCGCCAUCAAGAUGCGGCUGACCAUCGGGCCCGAGGCGCUGGUGCCGACGCUGCCGUCGCCGCGCGAGCUGCAGCCGUUCCCGACGUUCGAGGCGCUGUGCAUGCGCGGCCACUCCGGGCUCGUGCGCAGCGUGGACUUCGACCCCAGCGGCCAGUACAUCGCCUCGGCCGGAGACGACGGAUCCGUGCGCGUGUGGGAGACUGGCUCGGGGCGCUGCGUGCGCGUGCUGGCGCUGGGUGCGAGCGUGGCGCGCGUUGUGUGGCUGCCGGCGGCCGGCCUGUGUGUGCUGGCGGCGGCGGCCGGCCCGCGCCUGCUGCUGCUGGCGCCGGGCACGGGCCCGCGCCGCGCCGUGGAGCGCACCGACGACCUGCUGGCUGAGGCGCCGCCCGACCACGACGUCGCAGUGGACGCGCGCAGUGCGGGCGCGGCCACGUGGGAGCGCGUGGCGCCCGAGGCCUGGGCGCGCGCCACCCGGGCCUCCAUCCUGCACGCGCGCGACGUGGCGCACGUGGCCUGGCACGCGCGCGGGGACUACGUCUGCGCCACGCUGCGGCCCGGCGCGGCGGGCGGCGCGGGCGGCGCGCGGGCCGUGCUCGUGCACCAGCUGUCGCGGCGCCGCUCGCAGCUGCCGCUGGCGCGCUGCAAGGGGCUGGUGCAGUGCGCCGUGUUCCACCCCACGCGGCCGCAGCUCUUCGUGGCCACGCAGCGCGUCGUGCGCGUCUACGACCUGCUCAAGCAGGAGCUCGUGCGCAAGCUGCUGACGGGCGCGCAGUGGAUCAGCAACAUGGCCGUGCACCCCGCCGGGGACAACCUGCUCGUCUGCUCCUACGACAGGAAGUGCAUAUGGUUCGACCUGGAGCUGUCGUCGAAGCCGUACCAGACGCUGCGGCUGCACGGCGGCGCGGUGCGCUCCGUGGCCUUCCACCGCCGGUACCCGCUGUUCGCGUCGGCCGGGGACGACGACAACAUCGUCGUCAGCCACGGCAUGGUCUACAACGACCUGCUGCAGAACCCGCUGCUGGUCCCGCUGAAGCAGCUGGCGGGCGGGGCGCGCGCCGCCGACCUGGUGGUGCUGGAGCUGCGCUGGCACCCGGCGCAGCCCUGGCUGCUGGCCGCCUGCGCCGACGGCACGCUGCGCCUCUACGCCUAGCGCGCCCACGACAAAUAUUCACUUUUCCGAAUAAAACUGUAUAUUCUUUGUUUCAUGAGAGUGCUUGUAAAUACGUGCUAAUUGUAACCUAAUAAAUGUUUAAGAGAUAAGUCAAAACUGAA